Molecule: messenger RNA, 1362 nt
Organism: Pisolithus orientalis
Lineage: Eukaryota; Fungi; Basidiomycota; Agaricomycetes; Boletales; Pisolithaceae
Exons: 3
Coding region: 228-1262 (344 amino acids)
Source: RefSeq, a predicted model, not a curated record
ACAACGCUACUGAACGCCCAGAGGGCAAACAGAAAAUGGUCAUGGAUUUUGUUGAGGUGCCGCGGCCGGAGUGGUACAGGAAGAUGCGCAGGAAGAGAGCGGCUGCACCUCGGUUUUCAAGGCCACUCAAUACACCUGAGGUUGUCAUUUCUCACUAUCUAUCAAUGUCAAUUAACCUGUAAUGUUCGUAGUCUGAUGACGUUCCAAUCCACCAGUUGGCUCGUUCCAUGCUCAAUCUUGGCCCAAAGGGCCUAUCGAACUACAAAGCUGAUGUUAAUAACUGUAGUCCAUCGACACUUGUCGGAAGCGAGCAUGAGGGUUCAGCUAAGCACCCCCCGACUCCGAAGAGAAGGGCAAGGAAGCAGCCAAAACCUCAGUCACCCACGACAGCGAAGCGGAGACGUGUUAUGGAAAGUCAUCCCAGGGCUUUGGAAGACACCGGGCUUGCUCGCGCCCUCAAUGUAACAUUCGAAUGCAACACGCCAAUGCACGUUGAUAGGGCUGUCCAGACGAGGCUGCACUUCACAAAAUUGGUCGCACCUGCCCAGGAUAUACCCAGUGCUCUGGAGAAACGAGUGAAAACUUUGCAGGACGAGUUGGGUGCCGUCCAUCAGGAGAACCUGUACCUAAAAGGACAGAUGGAAGGCUUAACAACAUUAAACGCAAUGCUUGGAGGCUCGUUGGUCCCGCCAGCACAAAGUUCUUCUGCUUCGCGGGCCUCUCCGCCGGAAUCUGUACCUGCGUUGUUCGCUCGGAUUGAACCCGCACCUUCGCUCAGGCGACGCACACCCACAGAACCGCGGAGUCACAGGAUGAGAAGAAUCAAUAGUACUGGUGUCUCCACUGAUAACGGGCACUGGAACCGUUCUUCCAGUGGAUACCAUCGUAAUCUGACGGUUAAAUACGGACCCUCGCGAGGGCGAAGUUUCCGUCGAGAAGGCAAAAAGUCUUUUGCGGCUAGGGCUCAUACGCUUGCGGUGCCUUCUGGCAUCCGUAAUGAUUUUGUGGCCAACCCCGACGUGCCGCCUAGUGCGUCAUCGGCAUCGUUGUCCUUGCAUUCACCGGCCGGGUAUUGUGGCCAAUCCCAGAGUAGCUCUUCUACUGUUAGGGAACGAGAUCCCGAGGAACAUGGACUUGCGUCCAAACUGGAUGUUGUCGCCACUCACAAGGGGCUAAAGCUCGAGGAACCAGAGUGCGGUUGCGUUGUUUCGGAGGACGAGAUAUCACUUGGGGAUGACGACGAAGUGCCACAUGUAGUGUAGGGUUAUUUUGCCAUGGGAAUAGGGGUGGGGGUCCCGAGCUUCAUGAACACAUGUAUCAACGUGUACUCGUUACUGACUCAAAGCACUGCUAAAAUCGUUA